Messenger RNA from Ictalurus furcatus (blue catfish), 2797 nucleotides. RefSeq names its product solute carrier family 1 member 9 (gene slc1a9). The coding region runs from base 299 to 2320 and encodes 673 amino acids. The record is from RefSeq and is a predicted model, not a curated record. Gene Ontology annotation, molecular function: L-glutamate transmembrane transporter activity; neutral L-amino acid transmembrane transporter activity; glutamate:sodium symporter activity. NCBI's taxonomy places the organism in Eukaryota, Metazoa, Chordata, Actinopteri, Siluriformes, Ictaluridae. Gene Ontology annotation, cellular component: plasma membrane. The transcript has 10 exons. Gene Ontology annotation, biological process: L-glutamate transmembrane transport.
CUCUCUCACUUUCUCUCUCUGUCUGUCUGUCUUCCUGUUCUGUCUCAAUUACUGUCUUUCUCUUGCUCUCUUUCUCUUGUCCUCUCUCGGUUUCUCUUCUUUCUUUCUUUCUUUCUUUCUUUCUUUUUCUUUCUUUCUUUCAUGCUCUCUAUCUGUUUCUCUCUCUGUCUGUCUCUCCAUUUGUCUCUCUGUCUAUCUGCCCGUAUGCUUGUCGUUUUCUCACUUUUAUCUCACUCUUUGUUUUUCUGUCUCUCUCUUUUCUCUGUUGUUCUCUCUCGUUCUCACUCUCUCAGGUAGGAUGACGAAUCAUCAGUUGGAGAAAAAGAUGGGCGGAGCCAGCCUAUUUGAUGAGGAUGGGAAGGCGGAGCCUAAAAUAGGCCUUUUACAGCAACACUGUGGCUGGUUUGCACGCAACCUUCUGCUUGCCCUCACCAUUCUGGGUGUGAUAGGAGGCUCAGUGCUUGGCUUGCUCUUGCGGUAUGUUCCUGAUUUGGACUCAGACACGCUGAUGUUGGUCUCCUUCCCUGGAGACAUCCUCAUGAGGAUGCUGAAGAUGCUCAUCCUUCCCCUCAUCAUCUCCAGUCUCAUCACAGGUCUGGCAGGUCUGGAUGCUCGCUCCAGUGGGAGGAUGGGGACCAGGGCCAUGGUGUACUACAUGUCCACCACCAUCAUCGCGGCUGUUCUGGGCGUCAUCCUGGUGCUCGGGAUUCACCCAGGAAACCCCAAACUCAGGACCACUCAGAUCAGCGCUGGACCCAACAACCAUGAGGUCAGCAGCCUGGACGCUUUUCUGGACCUGAUCCGAAACCUGUUCCCCGAGAACCUGGUCCAGUCCUGCUUUCAACAGGUUCAGACGGUGGUGAAGAAAGUCUCCGUGGCGGUCAGCAACCGGAGCGAGCCCGUUUCUGUCAACAGGAAGGAGCUGGAGUUCAAGUGGGGGAUGAACGUUCUGGGUUUGAUCGGCUUCUUCAUCACGUUCGGGAUCUGCAUGGGCAAAAUGGGCGAGAGGGGAAAGAUCAUGUCCGAGUUCUUCAACGUCCUGAACGAGAUCAUCAUGAAGAUGGUGUCGAUGAUCAUGUGGUACUCUCCAAUCGGCAUCGCCUCUCUGAUCUGUGGAAAGAUCGCCGCCAUCGGUGACCUGGAGGCCAUGGCCCAGCAGCUCGGCAUGUACAUGGUGACGGUGAUUGUUGGCCUCAUCAUCCACGGUGGAAUCAUCCUGCCCCUCAUAUUCUUCUGCGUGACACGGAAAAACCCGUUCACCUUUUAUUCCGGGAUCUUCCAGGCCUGGAUCACGGCACUCGGAACAGCCAGCAGCGCUGGAACGUUGCCGGUGACCUUCCGCUGUCUGGAGGAGAACCUGAAGAUCGACAAGCGGGUCACCCGGUUCGUGUUGCCCAUCGGCGCCACCAUAAACAUGGAUGGCACGGCGCUUUACGAGGCUGUGGCGGCUAUUUUCAUCGCCCAGAUGAACGGCAUCGAGCUGGACGGAGGACAGAUCGCCACCGUGAGCAUGACGGCCACUCUGGCGAGUGUAGGAGCUGCCAGUAUUCCCAGUGCUGGUCUGGUCACCAUGCUGCUCAUCCUCACCGCAGUGGGUCUCCCGACACAGGACAUCAGCCUGCUGGUGGCCGUCGACUGGCUGCUUGACAGAAUGCGGACCUCCAUCAACGUGGUGGGCGAUUCCUUCGGCGCAGGCAUCGUCGACUUCCUGUCUCGUGCGGAGCUUUCUCAGAUCGACGCCGACAUUCCCCUGUCAGACGAGGAGUUUGUCCCCCCUCCCCCCCUCCUGACUGAUAUAGACCUGAUCGACCCGGUGUGCCCCCCAGAACUGCCCCCUCGCUUCCCCCGGCCCCCCAAACUCAACCACCACCACCAACAGCACCAACAGCACCAACAGCAGCAGCACCACUACCACCCUGCUGCGUCUCUGAGCCACUCCCGCUCUCACUCCACCCGCUCCGCUCGCUCUCCGUCCCCUCGCUCCGUCCACUCGCCCUCGCCUCUGUCCGUGUGUUCACACUCGCCUCAUCCUCACCGCAUGCACUCGCCCCGCCUCCUGAACCGCCGCUCCGACCACGCCUACUGCGCUCUGCCCUCGCAUGACCACCAGGCGUCCACGCUGCCACGGGACCACAGGGAGAGACACCGAGAGCGAGAGAGGGGCAGCGAGAACCUGCGUAGACGAGAGAAAGGCAGAGAGAGUGAGACGGAGGAAGACGAAGAGAGAGAGAGGAUGAUGGACGAGGGCAGCGAGGGAGAAGAAAGCGACGACACCGCCUACGACCGAAGUCACGCCGUCCCGCCCUGCGAGCUCCCCUGAGGGAGUCGCUCUGUCACCACCGUCGUCCGCCCCCACCAUCUUCACCACACGUUUACUACAGUCCCUCACGCUUUCCAGCACCUGCUCACUGCAUUCCUCAAACUGUAUACGAACUCGUUUUUAUUCGUAAAAAUCGUUCACAGAAAGGUUUACGCAAGAAACGUGGCGUCUCGGUUAGUUUGCGAAAGCAUCCGUAUCCUACGUUUCACUCCCGACUUUGUGUAUGUUUACGUAUUUACGUACGAUUUUAUAGCCCGAUAACGUUUCCGCACCCGUUUAACCAACCGUUUCUGAAACACAGCCGUUUCGUAUUCAGGGCCCGAAGCGGAACAAGUCCGUAAACGAAAACAAACGAGACUAGCCGUUCGAUCGAAAGUAACGGCGCCCUGUAAAAGAAGGAAGAGUUACUGCGUGUCUACGGUAGCAGAAGCGCUGCAGUAGCUGAGCUGCAUUACUGGAAGAUUUAUCACACUCUAC